CCAAAGCGCGCGACUUUUCCGAAGUCUUUCAAAGCGCGCGCAUUUUUCGAAGCGUGAUCUAAACAAUGGUUGCUAUAGUUUUUUCGUCGUGUACGUCGAUUCUACAUUCCAAGCCUAAACCUUAUAGGGAAAAGACUGUCGAAAAAUGUCGCAAAACAACCGGAGGACAAGUGGAUCCAAGUUCACCGGAUGCCCGAAAGCCUCAAAGAUCCGGCAGUUGGAAUCGGCUCUGGAUUAUGCCCACCGUGCUAUUCGAAGCUUGAACAAAGAUCUCAGAAAACUUGGGAUCGAGAAUGAUGUCCUCAGAUCAGGUCUACAGGACGAAAAUCGGGUCCUAACGGAAGAGCAAAGAAAUGCAGAACUCCUUCUCAAAAAGCAGGAUGAAGGCAGGAAGAAGGCCAAGUUGCAAGAGCUGAAGUUGCAGAAAGUAUUCAUACAGCAUCUACUGAAUGCCGUGUUAGAAAAGGUCUUGGCUACAUCAGCCCCAGCACUUGCCGAAAGAAAGGAGAAAGACCUCGGGUCAUCCUGUGGCAAGCUGCAGGAAGAAAGGGUAUAA
This is a messenger RNA of Nematostella vectensis (starlet sea anemone), 556 nucleotides long. RefSeq lists its product as uncharacterized. Gene Ontology annotation, biological process: proteolysis. The transcript has 9 exons. The record is from RefSeq and is a predicted model, not a curated record. NCBI's taxonomy places the organism in Eukaryota, Metazoa, Cnidaria, Anthozoa, Actiniaria, Edwardsiidae. Gene Ontology annotation, cellular component: membrane. Gene Ontology annotation, molecular function: metallopeptidase activity; peptidyl-dipeptidase activity. Bases 146 to 556 code for a protein of 136 amino acids.